AUGCGACUUCUGAACGUCGAAACGAGAAGGCUGCAAGAGUUUUUCGACGAGGUGCCAGAAUAUGUAAUCUUAUCACACACCUGGGGUAGCGGCGAGGUCACCUUCCAAGACCUCGACCGUCCUGACCACACCAAGAAACGAGGCUACAUCAAGAUCGACGGCACCUGCUACCUGGCGGCUCGAAAUGGCAUCAAGUGGGUGUGGGUUGAUACUUGCUGCAUCGACAAGACGAGCAGUGCAGAACUCUCCGAGGCUAUCAACUCCAUGUAUCGGUGGUACAGAGAUUCUCAGAUCUGCUAUGCCUACCUUGAAGACUUCCAGCAAGGCGAUGAUCCCAGCAGCUUCGACAGCCAAUUUAGCAACAGUCGGUGGUUCACUAGAGGCUGGACGUUACAGGAGCUCCUCGCCCCCGAAACAGUUGAGUUCUUUGAUGCUGUGUGGAAGAAACUUGGCACUCGUUCUUCACUGGCGCCCAAGAUCGAGUCCAUCACCAGUAUACCGACCGAAUUUCUCAAAAGAAAUGAAGACUCCCCCGCCAUCCGCUCUGCAAAGAUUGCCAUGCGGAUGUCAUGGGCUGCUCGGCGGCAGACAACGAGGGUAGAGGAUAUAGCAUACUCUCUUCUUGGAAUAUUUGAUGUUAACAUACCACUGCUCUAUGGCGAGGGGGAAAGGGCUUUUGAGAGGCUGCAGAUCGAGAUUAUGAAGCAAGGACAUGAUGCAGUCUACCGAAGAUUCGACACUCGUACUGACAAGCGAGAGCGAGGAGAAUGGGGCUUUGAUGCGGCCGCGGACCGAGAUGAUGAAGCAGCCUUCGGACGAUUCGAUACCAACAUGGGCAUGGACGUACGAGUGCAAGCCAGAGCCGGUCAAGAACCUGGACAGUGA
Messenger RNA from Colletotrichum acutatum, 885 nucleotides. RefSeq names its product heterokaryon incompatibility protein-domain-containing protein. NCBI's taxonomy places the organism in Eukaryota, Fungi, Ascomycota, Sordariomycetes, Glomerellales, Glomerellaceae. The coding region runs from base 1 to 885 and encodes 294 amino acids. The transcript is spliced from 2 exons. The record is from RefSeq and is a predicted model, not a curated record.